Messenger RNA from Linderina pennispora, 2480 nucleotides. Its product is annotated as kinase-like protein. The record is from RefSeq and is a predicted model, not a curated record. Gene Ontology annotation, biological process: autophagy; protein autophosphorylation; peptidyl-serine phosphorylation. Gene Ontology annotation, molecular function: ATP binding; protein serine/threonine kinase activity. The transcript is spliced from 2 exons. Lineage: Eukaryota; Fungi; Kickxellomycota; Kickxellomycetes; Kickxellales; Kickxellaceae. Gene Ontology annotation, cellular component: autophagosome; cytoplasm. The coding region runs from base 66 to 2462 and encodes 798 amino acids.
CUUUUUUUUUUUUUUUCGCUCUCCCAAUUCAACCUGCUUAUAUCACUAUUUCCACCGUUUCAUAAAUGACAGACAGUGCCAACGCACAGCGCCAGCGGGCCACUGUAGCCAUAGGCGACUAUGAGCUUGGCCCGCAAAUAGGCCGAGGGUCGUUUGCCACCGUGUAUCGUGGAGUCAACAAGAAGACAGACACGCUGGUGGCAAUAAAGUCGGUGGUCCGGUCUUCGCUAACGCGCCGGCUGUUGGAGAAUCUGGAGACAGAAAUAAACAUCCUGCGGACCGUCAAGCACCCAGGCGUGGUCGAGCUAAUCGACUGCCUGAAAUCCCGCAACCACAUCCACCUGGUGAUGGAGUUUUGUUCGCUGGGCGACCUCGCCGGCUACAUGCGGCGGCGCAAAGAGCACCCCUCGCUGCGCAACCCCCACGGUGGUCUGAACCAGGCUAUUGUGCGGCAUUUUGUGGUGCAGUUGGGCGCAGCCAUGCGGUAUCUGAGAUCGCGCGACGUCAUCCACAGAGACAUCAAGACCCAGAACAUCCUGCUGCAGCCGUCGGGCACUACAUAUGAGGCCGGCGUGUCUGAGGAGAUGGGGCAGUACCCGGCAGUGAAGAUUGCCGACUUCGGGUUCGCUAGGAAUCUGCCAGCAAGUGCGCUGGCGGAGACUCUGUGCGGGUCGCCGCUGUAUAUGGCACCGGAGAUCCUGCACUACGAGCCGUAUGAUGCCAAGGCAGACCUGUGGUCAAUCGGUGCAGUCAUCUACGAGAUGAUGGCAGGCCGGCCGCCAUUCCACGCCAGCAACCAUGUAGAGCUGGCCAGAGUCAUCGAACGCACCAACGACAAGAUUGUGUUUCCCGACGAGCGCCUGUCCACCAGCGGCAGCAACGAGAAGGAGCCGCUGGAUCCGCAGCUGAAGGAGCUGGUGCGGGGGCUGCUGCGCAUGAAGCCGGCGAGCCGCAUGAGCUUCGACGAGUUCUUUGCCCAUCCAGCUCUGCAGCCAUCGGACAACGACGCCACCGAGCCAGCAGUUGGAGUCGAAGCAGAAGUCAGGCUCUCUAGCGUAGACAGCCCAAGGAUCCACGCUGCCGACAGAAGCAAAUCAGAGGACAUCAAUGCAGAACCCGUGACUGAUGGCUUUCACAGACGACAUACACUGCCAGACCUCACUACAGAAGACGCUCUAGCCGGCGCCCUGCAUGCAAUGGAGCUGCAGAGUGAGAAAGCGCGCUUUGAGAGCCACACAGCAACCACAACAUACCCGCCGCAGCAGCAGCAGCAGCAACACCAACAGCGUAGGACCAGCAGUCUGGCCGAGGAUGAGCAGGCCUUGGCAGAGCGAGAAUAUGUGGUCAUCGAGAAACGCGCAGUCGAAAUGAACGUGCUCGCAGACGCCCUCGAGUCCUCGCCGCGUACGCCCGUUGCUUUCUACCCGCCUCGGCCCAACGCCAUGCAGCAGGCGCCUGGUGUGGCUCGCCAGAUGACAGCUCUGGCACGCGCCAUCCACAAUGCUGUGUCGUCGCAGUACCAGAUUUCCCGCGAAGCUGCUGUUGGUCCACUCGACAGCCAGGCAGCCAGUGAGAGACAGCGCGGCGGAAUACUAGGGAAUGCGGCUCGGCACGGGGUGUUUAACCCGCUGGAUGCUGAGCUGGCUGAGACAUUCGAGUCUAGGCAUAGUCAUGGCACGCAGGCGGAAGAGCCGGUGAUUCGCCGCAUGGAGGGCCUGGCGUACCGCGCUUUCGCUAUGAGCUAUCUGGCCGACCUGAAGUGGAACCAGCUGCCGGUCGCCGCCAGCCCGGGCCGUCACACGCAGCAGAAGCAGCAGCAGCCGAGGGACCCCCUUGCUGACCCUGAGACUGGGUUCCUGGCCGCCAGCACCCUGACCAUCGAGGAUGCCUUCGUUCUGUAUCUGAAAGCACUCUCGCUACUGCACUGUGCCAUGGUCGAGGCCAGCCGCCACUGGGCCAGCCUGCAGGGCGACGUGACUGCCUCCUCCGUUGUGGUCUCGUCCGCCUUCAACUCGAGCGUGCAGUGGGUGCGCAACAAAUUCAACGCGUGCUUGGAACGCGCAGAGUCGCUGAAGCAGUUCGCCAAUGGCCACGUUAUUCUGGACGACCCGACGCAGGUGUCGAUUGUCCAGGUGCUGUACGAGCAGGCACUGGCACUCAGCAAGGCUGCCGCAGUGAGGGAAUUGAAGUGGAUUGACCCGCUGGACUGCGACAGAGCGUACCAGCUGGCUAUCUGGAUGCUGUCGGCCAUUUUGGAGUCGGGCAGCACGUCGCCCAGUGCCAGCCAGCAGCACCGGGGCCGCGAGGCGGGGGCGGAGGAGGAGGAUGACGAGGAGAUGGAUCCUGAGGACCGCACCCUCAUCGAGCAGUUCAUUGCCUCGAUUGUCAAGCGUCGGGAGGCACUGCAGCGCCGGCUGAUGGCCAUGCAGGACGGUGGCAACGGCGGCCUUGGUGCUGCAUAAACAUCGCUAGCCUGUUGC